Molecule: messenger RNA, 9546 nt
Organism: Sardina pilchardus (European sardine)
Lineage: Eukaryota; Metazoa; Chordata; Actinopteri; Clupeiformes; Clupeidae
Gene: itpr1a
Product: inositol 1,4,5-trisphosphate receptor, type 1a
Exons: 60
Coding region: 334-8451 (2705 amino acids)
Biological process (GO): calcium ion transmembrane transport
Cellular component (GO): endoplasmic reticulum; membrane
Molecular function (GO): inositol 1,4,5-trisphosphate-gated calcium channel activity; inositol 1,4,5 trisphosphate binding
Source: RefSeq, a predicted model, not a curated record
UGAGUUAAAUGAUUUGUUUAGACAUCGUCCGCCAGCCCCUCGAUCUCCAGCUUUCUGCUGGACCAUGGAGUUGAGAGCAGCCCACAAAAGUGCGGGGUCAUCGCUCCCUAUCUAAAAUGCAAGAGAGUGGUCUCACAGCAAAGUUAUAUCUCUAACUUAAGGCAAACUCAUAAAAUGAUUGUAUUCGGAUUUUCUAGGUUAACAAGUGAAGUCAAAGAAUAAUUGAAAUGUUGGAAACGGUCUUUCCGAUGUUAAAUUAUCGCUCGAGCUCUGGAGCAUCCGCCCGUGCAUGAACCCUCCCACUGAAACGAAAGAAAGUUCGGUGUAACCGUGAUGGCCAUGUCUGAUAAGAUGUCCAGCUUUCUCCACAUUGGGGAUGUGUGCUCCUUAUAUGCUGAAGGCUCCACCUGCGGGUUCAUCAGCACUUUGGGAUUGGUUGAUGACCGCUGUGUGGUUCAGCCAGAUGCAGGAGACCUUAACAACCCUCCCAAGAAGUUCAGAGACUGUCUCUUUAGACUGUGUCCCAUGAACAGAUACUCAGCACAGAAGCAGUUCUGGAAGGCAGCCAAACCCGGAGGAACCAGCACCACAGACACAGUCCUGCUCAACAAACUUCAUCAUGCUGCUGACCUGGAGAAGAAGCAGAACGACUCUGAAAACAAGAAGCUCCUUGGGACAGUGAUCCAGUAUGGCAACGUCAUCCAGAUGCUUCAUCUGAAGAGUAAUAAGUACCUGACGGUAAAUAAGCGUCUGCCGGCCCUGCUGGAGAAGAACGCCAUGCGGGUCACACUGGACGCCGCUGGCAACGAGGGCUCCUGGUUCUACAUCCAGCCCUUCUACAAGCUCCGCUCCAUAGGAGACAGUGUGGUCAUAGGGGACAAAGUGGUGUUAAACCCAGUAAAUGCUGGACAACCUCUUCAUGCUAGCGGUCAUCAGUUAGUGGACAACCCCGGAUGCAAUGAGGUGAACUCGGUGAACUGUAACACCAGCUGGAAGAUCGUUCUGUUUAUGAAAUGGAGUGAUAACCAGGAAAUUGUUCUGAAAGGAGGUGAUGUGGUACGCCUUUUCCAUGCUGAGCAGGAGAAGUUCCUGACCUGUGACGACCACAGGAAGAAACAGUAUGUCUUCCUCCGCACCACCGGACGACAGUCUGCCACCUCGGCAACCAGCAGCAAAGCCUUAUGGGAAGUGGAGGUGGUCCAGCACGACCCAUGCAGAGGAGGAGCUGGAUACUGGAACAGCCUUUUCCGGUUCAAACACCUGGCCACUGGGCACUACUUGGCAGCAGAGGUGAACACAGAGUAUGAGGACGAUGGACUGGAGCCUCGCUCAUCCGAGCGAGUUAUGUACACUCUGGUGGCUGUUCCUGAUGGCAACGACAUCUCCUCCAUCUUCGAGUUGGACCCUACCACUCUCCGAGGGGGAGACUCUCUGGUACCCAGGAAUUCCUACGUGAGGCUCCGGCAUCUAUGCACCAACACAUGGGUCCACAGCACCAACUACCCCAUAGACAAGGAGGAGGAGAAACCGGUCAUGCUCAUGAUUGGCACAUCUGCCCAGAAGGAGGAUAAAGAGGCAUUUGCCAUUGUGCCAGUCUCCCCUGCUGAGGUCAGAGACUUGGACUUUGCCAACGACGCCAGCAAAGUCUUGGCAUCCAUCGCUGGCAAACUGGAGAAGGGCACCAUCACCCAGAACGAGCGCAGGGCGGUCACUAAGCUGCUGGAGGACCUGGUGUAUUUUGUAGUGGACAUCCCCAACAGCGGGCAGGACGUGCUGGAGAUCAUGGUCAACAAGCCCAACAGAGAGCGACAGAAGCUCAUGAGGGAGCAGAACAUCCUCAAACAGAUCUUCAAGCUGCUGCAGGCUCCGUUCACAGACAGCGGUGACGGCCCCAUGCUCCGUCUGGAGGAGCUGGGUGACCAGCGCCACGCCCCUUUCAGGCACAUCUGCCGCCUCUGCUACCGGGUGCUGCGCCACUCACAGCAGGACUACAGGAAGAACCAGGAGUACAUAGCCAAGCAGUUUCGCUUCAUGCAGAAGCAGAUUGGCUACGAUGUGUUGGCUGAGGACACCAUCACGGCCCUGCUGCACAACAACCGCAAGCUCCUGGAGAAGCACAUCACCGCCGCCGAGAUCGACACCUUCGUCAGCCUCGUCAGAAAGAACAGAGAGCCCAGGUUCCUGGACUACCUCUCUGACCUGUGUGUCUCCAUGAAUAAGUCCAUCCCUGUCACUCAGGAGCUGAUUUGCAAUGCUGUGUUGGAUCCAGCUAACGCAGACAUCCUGAUUGACACAAAGCUGGUGCUGUCGCGGUUUGAGGUGGCGGGCGCGGCGCUUGGUGAGAGUGCGGAGGAGGAAGAGGAGGAUGAGGAGGAGGUGUGGCUCUUCUGGAAGGACAGCAGCGGAGAGGUGAAGAGUAAGAGCAUCAGGGAGCUGGCCCAGGACGCUAAAGAGGGACAGAGGGAGGACCAGGAGGUCAUCAGCUACUACAGGUACCAGCUGAACCUGUUUGCGAGGAUGUGCCUGGACCGGCAGUACCUGGCCAUCAACAAGAUCUCGGGCCAGCUGGACGUGGACCUGAUCCUGCGCUGCAUGUCGGACGAGGACCUGCCCUACGACCUGCGCGCCUCCUUCUGCCGCCUCAUGCUGCACAUGCACGUGGACCGCGACCCCCAGGAGCAGGUCACGCCCGUCAAGUACGCGCGCCUCUGGUCCGAGAUCCCCUCCCAGAUCGCCAUCGACGACUACGAUAAUGACGGCACGUCGCGAGACGAGGUGAAGGAGCGCUUCUCCCAGACCAUGGAGUUUGUGGAGAACUACCUGCGUGACGUGGUCUGCCAGAGCUUCCCUUUCGCGGACAAGGAGAAGAACAAGCUCACCUUUGAGGUGGUGAAUCUGGCCAGGAAUCUGAUCUACUUUGGCUUCUACAACUUCAAUGACCUGCUGCGCUUGACCAAGAUCCUGCUGGCCAUCCUUGACUGUGUGCACGUCAGCUCAUUCCCUGUCAAGCUGGACAGAGAGCCAGGGAAAGGCAGCAACGUCAUGCGCUCCAUCCACGGGGUUGGGGAGCUGAUGACGCAGGUGGUUCUGAGGGGGGGAGGCUUCCUGCCUCUGACGCCGUCCACCCCCCAAGAUGGAGACGCGGUGAAGGCCACCACGGAACCCCAGAAGCAGGACAUCCUGGUCAUGGACACCAAACUCAAGAUCAUAGAGAUUCUCCAGUUCAUCCUGAAUGUGAGGCUUGAUUACCGCAUCUCCUGCCUGCUCUGCAUCUUCAAGAAUGAGUUUGACGAGAGCAAUCCUCAGGCUGACCCGUCCACCACCCAGGACGCACAGGCCAACGUGCAGGGUGCGCUGGACUUUGAGCACAUAGAGGAGCAAGCAGAAGGCAUCUUUGGGGGAAGUGAAGAAAACACUCGUCUGGACCUGGAUGACCACGGUGGCCGGACCUUCCUGCGGGUUCUUCUCCACCUGACCAUGCACGACUACCCUCCUCUGGUGUCCAAAGCCCUGCAUCUGCUUUUCAGGCACUUCAGCCAGAGACAGGAGGUGCUGCAGGCCUUCAAGCAGGUCCAGCUGCUGGUGACCAGUCAGGACGUGGAGAACUACAAGCAGAUCAAGAGCGACCUGGACCAGCUGCGCUCCAUCGUGGAGAAGUCCGAGCUGUGGGUCUACAAGAGGCAGGGCGGCGACUCAGGCAUGGACACAGGGGACAAUAUGGCAACUGACACACACCAUAAGGGGGAUUCCAAUGUAGGUGGUUCAGACAACCCAAAGAAAGUAGAGAGCACCAGCAGCUCCAACUAUAGACUGGUGAAGGAGGUGUUGUUGCGUCUCAGUAGGCUGUGCGUGCUGGACAGUCUAUCGGGCCGGAAGAGUAAGAAGCAGCAGCAGAGGCUCCUGAGGAACAUGGGGGCUCACAGUGUGGUGCUGGAGCUGCUGCAGAUCCCCUACGAGAAGGGCGAGGAUGUCCGCAUGCAGGAGAUCAUGACUCUGGCUCAUCAGUUCCUGCAGAACUUUUGCGCUGGGAAUCAACAGAACCAGGCACUUUUGCACAAGCACAUCAACCUGUUCCUCAACCCAGGGAUCCUGGAGGCAGUGACCAUGCAGCACAUCUUCAUGAACAACUUCCAGCUGUGCAGCGAGAUCAACGAGCGCGUCGUGCAGCACUUUGUCCACUGCAUCGAGACCCACGGCCGGCACGUCCAGUACCUCAAGUUCCUGCAGACCAUCGUCAAAGCCGAGAACAAGUUCAUCAAGAAGUGCCAGGACAUCGUCAUGGCCGAGCUUGUGAACGCGGGCGAGGACGUGCUGGUGUUCUACAACGACCGCGCCUCCUUCCAGACGCUGGUGCAGAUGAUGCGUCUGGAGCGCGAGCGCUUGGACCCCAACAGUGCGCUGCGCUACCACAUCCACCUGGUGGAGCUGCUGGCCGUCUGCACCGAGGGCAAGAACGUCUACACCGAGAUCAAGUGCAACUCCCUGCUGCCGCUGGACGACAUCGUGCGCGUGGUCACUCACGAGGACUGCAUCCCCGAGAUGAAGAUGGCGUACGUGAACUUCCUGAACCACUGCUACGUGGACACUGAGGUGGAGAUGAAGGAGAUCUACACCAGCAACCACAUGUGGAAGCUCUUCGAUGACUUCCUGGUGGAUAUCUGCAGAGUGUGUAACAACACGAGUGACAGGAAGCACGCCGACACGGUGCUGGAGCGCUACGUGACCGAGACCAUCAUGAGCAUCGUCACCACCUUCUUCAGCUCGCCCUUCUCUGACCAGAGCACCAGCCUGCAGACGCGGCAGCCGGUGUUCGUGCAGCUCCUGCAGGGCGUGUUCCGAGUCUACCACUGCAACUGGCUGGUCCCAGGUCAGAAGGGCAACGUGGAGAACUGCAUCAAGGUGCUCAGCGAUGUCGCCAAAAGCCGAGCGAUCGCGAUCCCUGUGGACCUGGACUGCCAGGUAAACAACCUGUUUGUGAAGUCCAACAACAUUGUGCAGAAGACGGCGCUGAGCUGGAGGCAGUCGGCUCGGAACGCCGCCCGGAAGGACUCGGUGCUCGCCACCUCCCGGGACUACAGGAACAUCAUCGAGAGGCUACAGGACAUAGUGUCCGCGUUGGAGGAACGCCUGAGGCCUCUGGUGCAGGCCGAGCUGUCGGUGUUGGUGGACGUCCUGCAUCGGCCUGAGCUUCUAUUCCCAGAGCACACUGAGGCCCACCGCAAGUGUGAGAGCGGAGGCUUCAUCUGCAAGUUGAUUAAGCACACCAAGCAGCUGCUGGAGGAGAACGAGGAGCGUCUGUGCAUCAAGGUGCUACAGACGCUCAGGGAGAUGAUGACCAAAGACCGCGGCUACGGAGAGAAGCUCAUGGCCUAUGAUGAUGACAUGGACGUGGCUAAGGAAGUGGAUCUGAGCCAGCCUCAGAAACAGCGCGAGGACCAGCGGAGGGGUGAGGCACUGAGGCAGAUUCUGGUGAACCGUUACUAUGGCAACUUCAGAACGGGAGGUAGACGAGAGAGCCUGACGACCUUCAGUAACACCGCCCUCACACCUGUUGCACCAGUGAAGAGCCAAUCAGGUGGUGGCGGCCUGAGUCGGGCAGAGAUGUCCCUGGCAGAAGUUCAGUGCCACCUGGACCGUGAGGGGGCAUCUGACUUGGUCAUCGACCUCAUCAUGAACACCAGCAGUGACCGCGUCUUCCACGAGAGCAUCCUAUUGGCCAUCGCCCUGCUGGAGGGCGGGAACACCACUAUACAGGGCUCUUUCUACUGUCGUCUGAUGGAGGAUAAGAAGUCGGAGAAGUUUUUCAGAGUGUUCAACGACCGCAUGAAAGCAGCCCAGAUGGAGAUCAAAGCCACAGUCAGCGUGAACACCAGUGACCUUGGCAACAAGCGCCGUGACGACCAUGCCCCAGACAAAGAGACGCCUCAGAAGAGAAGAGUGAAGGACGGCGUGGUGGUGACGGACGAGGCUCGCGACCAGCUGGUGGAGGCCUCGGCCAUCACCAAGAAGGCGUACAGCUCGUACCGGCGCGAGGCCGAGCCCGAGGAGGUGUGCGGGCCGGCCGAGGGCCAGCAGAGUGCCGGCGACAAGGCGGCCGACAACGGCGAGAUGAGCUUCGUCAUCCUCAUCAUGCAGCCCAUCCUGCGCUUCCUGCAGCUGCUGUGCGAGAACCACAACCGCGACCUGCAGAACUUCCUGCGCUGCCAGAACAACAAGAACAACUACAACCUGGUGUGCGAGACGCUGCAGUUCCUGGACUGCAUCUGCGGCAGCACCACGGGAGGCCUGGGUCUGCUGGGCCUCUACAUCAAUGAGAAGAACGUGGCGCUCAUCAACCAGACCGUCGAGAGCCUCACCGAGUACUGCCAGGGGCCCUGCCACGACAACCAGAAUUGUAUAGCCACCCAUGAGUCCAACGGCAUUGACAUCAUCACCUCUCUGAUCUUGAAUGACAUCAACCCUCUGGGCAGGAAAAGAAUGGACCUGGUAUUGGAACUGAAGAACAAUGCCUCAAAGUUGUUGCUGGCCAUAAUGGAAAGUCGCCAUGACAGUGAAAAUGCGGAGAGGAUUCUUUACAACAUGCGCCCGAAAGAACUUGUGGAAGUUAUGAAGAAAGCUUACCAGCAGGGGGAGACAGAGUUCGAGGAUCCCGAGGAGCAGGAGGACAACGGAGACGAUUACGCUGCAUCGCCACGGAACGUUGGACACAACAUCUACAUUCUUGCCCAUCAGCUGUCCCGACACAACAAGGAGCUGCAGAUCCUGCUGAAGCCUGGAGGAGACGACCAGGCGCUGGAGUACUACACUGAGCACACCUCCCAGAUAGAGAUAGUGCGUCAGGACCGCACGAUGGAGCAGAUAGUGUUCCCGGUGCCCAACAUCUGCUCGUUCCUGACGCCCGAGUCCAAGCUGCGCGUCUACUACAGCACGGAGCGGGACGAGCAGGGCAGCAAGAUCAACGACUUCUUCCUGAGCGCCGACGACCUCUACAGCGAGAUGAGGUGGCAGAAGAAACUCCGAGCCAAGCCAGUGCUGUACUGGUGUUCCAGGAACAUGUCGUUCUGGAGUAACAUCUCCUUCAACCUGGCCGUGCUCAUUAACGUGCUCGUGGCCUUCUUCUACCCUCUGGAGGCCGUGAGCGGAGUCACGCUGGACCCGUCCCUGUCGGCGCUGCUGUGGGUGUGUGUGCUGGCGUCGUGGAGCAUGGUGCUGGUGGUGCCACAGCCCCACGGCGUGCGCGCCCUCAUCGCCUUCACCAUCCUCAGGCUCAGCUUCUCCGUCGGCCUGGAGCCCACGCUCUCACUGCUGGGAGCCUUCAACGUGUGUAACAAGAUCAUUUUUCUGCUGAGUUUCGUGGGUAACCGGGGCACGUUCACACGCGGCUACAAGGCCAUGGUGCUGGACGUGGAGUUCCUGUACCACCUGCUGUACCUGAUCAUCUGCUCGCUGGGCCUGUGUGGACACUGCUUCUUCUACAGCUUACUGCUCUUUGACCUGGUGUACCGGGAGGAGACGCUGCUGAACGUGAUCAAGAGCGUGACGCGUAACGGCCGCUCCAUCGUGCUGACCGCUGUGCUGGCCCUCAUCCUGGUCUACCUCUUCUCCAUCGUGGGCUACAUCUUCUUCAAGGACGACUUCAUCCUGGAGGUGGACAGGAUACCCAACAGCACUAUGGAGGAGGGGGCCAGUAUGGCUAGUGAUGUCAUCCCUGUAUGUCGCACAGAGAACGGUGACCCCUGCGUUUCAGAAGACCAAGAUGAUGACUCGGACGGGGAGAGAGCGUGUGACACGCUGCUGAUGUGUAUCGUCACCGUGUUGAGUCACGGCCUGAGAAGUGGAGGGGGAGUGGGAGACGUGCUCCGUAAACCAUCGAAAGAGGAGCCUCUGUUUGCAGCCAGGGUGGUGUAUGACCUGCUGUUCUUCUUCAUGGUCAUCAUCAUCGUGCUGAACCUGAUCUUUGGCGUGAUCAUCGACACCUUCGCCGACCUCAGGAGCGAGAAGCAGAGGAAAGAGGAGGUGCUCAAGACCACCUGUUUCAUUUGUGGGCUGGAGCGCGACAAGUUUGACAACAAGACGGUGACGUUCGAGGAGCACAUCAAGGAGGAGCACAACCUGUGGCACUACCUCUUCUUCAUCGUGCUGGUCAAGGUCAAGGACUCCACAGAGUACACGGGGCCCGAGAGCUACGUGGCCCAGAUGAUCAAGGAGCACAACCUGGACUGGUUCCCCCGGAUGCGCGCCAUGUCCCUGGUGAGCAGUGACGGUGAGGGCGAGCAGAACGAGCUGCGCUGCCUGCAGGAGAAGCUGGACUCCACCAUGAGGCUCGUGUCCAACCUCACCAACCAGCUCACCGACCUCAAGGAGCAGAUGACGGAGCAGAGGAAGCAUAAGCAGAGGAUCGGUCUGCUGGGAAACCCUGGCCACCUCAACGUCGCCCAGCAACCUGCCUGAGCUCUGUGUGUGUGUGUAUGUGUGUGAGAGAGAGAGUGUGUGUGUGUGUGUGAGAGAGAGAGAGAGCAAGUGUGCGUGUGUGUGUGUGUGUGUGUGUGUGUGUGUGUGUGUGUGUGUGUGUGUGUGUGUGUGUGUGUGAGUGUGCGAGAGAGAGAUAUAGAGCAGGUGUGCGUGUGUGUGUGUGUGUGUGUGUGUGUGUGUGUAUAAACACCUGAAUAUAUAUAUAUAUUUGUGUUUGCCACACACACUAUUGUGACUGCACUGAUACAUCAGCCUGAAGAGUGUGGCACAAGCCAAGUACAUCACCAGAAGUGCCAAAUGUUAGAACAUUGUGACAGAUAUUUAACAUAGCUGACAAAGAAAAAGGGGUAUAUAGAAGGAAAUUUGAAGGAAUAUUUGUGUUUUUAUAAUUAUAGAGAAUGACAUAUAUUAUAUUGUUUUAGUUGCAUUUCAACUGAAGAGUCAGAAACAGUAUUGAGCUCUCAUUUGUUGUGCAAUAAUUAUUUUACCAUCACCAACCAUCGCAUGUGAUCGUCCAAAAACCCCACAUCUUCUGUAAACCCUACUGAAAACGUAUGUCAUGGCGCAUUGUCCUGCCAUGCUGUCUGGGACACUAGUUUUAAAGAGAUGAAGAAUGUUCUGAGGAAGGGCCUCGUCUUAAGUUUCUCUCAGAGUUAAUCACUCAUGUUACAUUCCACUGUAACAACCAACCAAUAACACAGAAGUUUACUGUAUGAUAGUCAAUGCCUUUUUGUGAGGUACGAGCAUGUGUUUAUGCGUGUAUGACUGUAUGACUGUGUGUGUGUCCGUGUGUGUUUUUUUCCGCAAUAAUGGGUACAGGGGAAUAUUUGCAUGUUGCACACAUACACCAUUUUUUUUUUAUCUCUCAUUCACUACAGAAAACAACACUGUGCUUUAAUUGUGUGGCCUUGAGUGAUUCUAGAAGUUUCCCUGUGUAUAUUAUGAGUGGUUGUGUGAAGUUGUUUAUGCUUGCAACUUUGUUGUUUGAGUUGUUUCAGUCUUACUGUGAGGUUCCGCACCAUGACUGACCGGUCGCUUCUGUGCACUAUACAGAAAUAAACCAAAGAGCCUGUA